CAUAUCAAAUUAAAUAAAACAUUUAAUGCGCCUGCUCUAAACAAUUUCAUAGACGAUGAAAAAAACUAAACGUUCAAUCGAAAAGUGUCACUAAAAUCGAACGGUUGCGUUUUAAGUGAAGCGGCGGACUAAAACAGUGCAAAAAGAAAUGUUGAGUAAAAAUUAUUUGGAACGAUUGUUAAAAAACUUUGGAGUUUAAACUCCUAAAAUCACACUAAUUAGCACUGUUAGACAACGGCUCGAAGUUUGUACUUCACACUCAACUGCUGUGGCUUUGGUAAAUUCUUGAGCAUUACGAAGAAAGUUGGCUCCCAAAACAAGUAAUAAGAGUGCAGAAAGCUACUAAAAGCAGCAACAACAACAAAAUUGGAAGCAAUCAAUAGCGUGGCGUACAAAAAUGUGUGGCCAAUCUUUUAAGAAUACGUUACGUGAUAAUCGCUGCUAUGUAUCUUUAGCCUGUUCCAUCGGCUCGAUAAGUUUGGCAUGUGGUAGUCUGCUGCAAAUACCUAACACCACGGAUCGCAUCUCAUUGCAGCGUGGCUUCUUCUUAACCUCUCUGGGAUUCAUCUAUUUCGUAUCGCUUACAGAUUUCUGCAAUAAAUAUUUACUUGAGACUCGACAUGGCAGAGAAUUUCGGGAAAAAUAUCGUCUCAUGAUAUCGGAUGUUAUGGAAAUUACAAAUAAAAUUGUAUCGGCAAUACAAGCCUCAUUUUCAUUCCUUGUCGGCUUUGUUGUUUGUAAGUCGACUUGCAGCAAAUCAUUUGUCUACGCAUCGCAUUUUCUAAUGGAAGCUUAUGGCUGGUUUGGUACCGCAUACUUCAUGUACGACAUCUGGUCCAUGUAUAAGGUGCACAAGCAAAAAUUGACCGACAAACUCAAAAUGAUAAGUAUAGCUGCAAAUAGCUCAAAUGGCACCAAAAUCAUAAAUAACACCAAUGGUGGACUUUACGAUAAGCACACAUACCAUACUAAUGGAAGAUCUAACAAUGGACUCAUUAAAGGAAAUAAUGGUACAACUGUUACCAAAGCUCUACAUUCAUCACAACAUGAAAAUGAAAUCUAUGAUAAUGCCAAUGGAAUGGCAUACGUAAGUAGAGGUGAAAAAUGGGGCUUCUUAAAGUACGUAGUGACACAGCCAGUUAUGAUGAUUCAUCACAUUUUUAUUGGUACCUUUGGUUUAUUAGUAGUUACGUAUAUACGUGGCGGUGGACAUUGCAUCUAUAGUUAUAUGUUUAUGAUGGAGUUCUCAACACCAUUUGUUUCGUUUCGUGGCAUUUUGAGUACUAUGGGUUUGAAGGAAACUCGUAUUUAUAUUGUUAAUGGUUUAACAAUGUUGGGUACUUUUUUAAUAUUUCGCGUGCUUAUGUGGCCCUACGUUAUGUGGCGUUACAGUGAAGUAUUAAAUGUAUCGCUUUGGGAGGCUAUAUGUGGUUUGCCUCGUGGUUGCAUAAUAAGUAUUUUAAUACUAUUUCUACCACAAAUUUAUUGGUUUUUUUUGAUGGUUAAAGGCGCACUAAAGGUCUUCUUCCCUUCUAAAAUAAAAAAAUCAAACCUACAAAUUCUUCAAGAACAACAGCAAAAACAAUCAAAAAAUAACAAUCUUUCCCCCUUAAACGAUAAUUCUCUGGAAUUUUAUAAAAAUGGUAAACUUCCCACUGAUGUUGGUGUUAACCUAAACGAUACCAGCCUUCCAAAUGGUGACGUACCGAGAUUUGGAGUCAAAACAAUUACACCCCCGAAUGCAGAUGUUUUUAAAGUUAAUGGUUAAACACAGUUUUAACUGGAGUUGAAAAUCAAAUCUCAGUUUUUUUUAAGUUAAAAACUAAAAAAAAAGAAAAAACUAUAAAUGAAAUUUAAUCACAACUAAAUAAGCAAAUAAACCGAUUUAUGUUCUUAGCCAUUUUGUUAUAUAGUUUUAAAAACUUGUACAAUAUUUUUUAAUUGCAGAAACAACUAAAACAUUUUUGUUUUAAUUACUUCAUAUUUUUGUAUAUAAUAACAAUAGAUUUUAUAAAUUCUAAUAAAAAUUUUAUUUAUUUGAAAUAAUGGAAUGGUAAAUUUAAGUUCAUUAGAAAAAAAGACAAAGUGAAUGCCUUAUGUUAACUAAUAUAAUUUUAAUUGAAACUUAUAUAUUUAAAAUUUAUACAAUUAUAAUUAGUUUUAAAAUAAUUUUAUAUAUAUAUUUACA
Molecule: messenger RNA, 2188 nt
Organism: Teleopsis dalmanni
Lineage: Eukaryota; Metazoa; Arthropoda; Insecta; Diptera; Diopsidae
Exons: 6
Coding region: 398-1768 (456 amino acids)
Biological process (GO): lipid homeostasis
Cellular component (GO): endoplasmic reticulum; membrane
Source: RefSeq, a predicted model, not a curated record